This is a messenger RNA of Rana temporaria (common frog), 3120 nucleotides long. RefSeq names its product TatD DNase domain containing 2 (gene TATDN2). Gene Ontology annotation, molecular function: hydrolase activity, acting on ester bonds. The transcript has 7 exons. Bases 162 to 2948 code for a protein of 928 amino acids. The record is from RefSeq and is a predicted model, not a curated record. NCBI's taxonomy places the organism in Eukaryota, Metazoa, Chordata, Amphibia, Anura, Ranidae.
GUGGGUAGACGAGGUGACUGUCCAAUCAUCAAGUGGCAGGGGGCGGGGCCGCGCUGCGAUCUGACCUAUCGGCUGUGCAGAGCAACGGAAGGAGCAGUGAGGAGUCCGGGGGGCGCUGAGCAGUGAAUGUUUCCAAUCAGCAGAGAGCAGCCUGAGGCACUAUGGCUGAAAGGAGUGGUCCGCGGAAGCACAGAUGGUCGAGUCCUCCAGAAAUGUCUCCAAGUAAAUACUUGAGAGGCCUGGAUUCCAAACUCCCGAGAGGGGCCCAUCGCAGCAGAGAGCCAGACCCUGAUGGCCCCAGCCCGCCGAAGGAGAGGCAAGUCAGGGUCUACCCCUAUGAGAGUACGCCGAAACGUACUCUGGAUCACCGGCUUGGCAGCAAUUCCACAGAGAGUGCAUCGAGCAGAGGCCACCGACGGACUAUCAGCUGGGACUUCAACAGAACUGACCAAGCGGAGGCAUCAACACCUACGCCUAGGGCCUCUGUGUCACUAACAGAGGGUGAUCGCCAAUUUGAGAUGGAUGAGGACACCAAAACAAAAUCUGAGGAUUUACAGAGGUUCCGACCACGAAGGCCCAAUGCUCCGUCCUUGUUGUUUAAGAGGGCAUUCAGCGACAUAGGAGUUUCCGCAAGAGGAGGAAGAAGAUCACUGGAUAGCCAGUUGAAAAAUCUGCCGGAAACGGAGAGGAUGGGUAGGUUCCAGCGGCGGGAGUCAGAGGAUUCAGACUUGUCAUUCAGGACAAACGCCCCCAAGAGAGAGAUUGAGGAAGAGAAAUCAUCAUGGAGGUCGGAGAGCACCAGUCACCCAAGCUGGUUGGGGCGAACCAUCACAAUUGCAGUUCCUAAUGAAGAACUGGAAGUCCGUAAAGAGAAGUCCAGGCGUUCAGAGCCAUUACCCAGGACCGAGACAAACGCCCCCGAGAGAGAGAUUGAGGAAGAGAAAUCAACCUGGAGGUCGGAGAGGACAGAUCACCCAAUCCGUAUAAGGCGAACUGUCUCUAGAGUGAUUCCUAAAGAAGAACCUGAGGCCCACAAAGAGAAACCGGAGGUUCAUGAAGAGAAACCAAAGGUCCGUAAAGAGAGAAUGGAGGUUCAUGAAGAGAAACCAAGGGUCCGUAAAGAGAGAAUGGAGGUUCAUGAAGAGAAACCAAGGGUCCGUAAAGAGAGAAUGGAGGUUCAUGAAGAGAAACCAAGGGUCCACAAAGAGAAAAUCGAGGUUCAUGAAGAGAAACCAAGGGUCCGUAAAGAGAGAAUGGAGGUUCAUGAAGAGAAACCAAGGGUCCGUAAAGAGAGAAUGGAGGUUCAUGAAGAGAAACCAAGGGUCCGUAAAGAGAGAAUGGAGGUUCAUGAAGAGACACCAAGGGUCCGUAAAGAGAGAAUGGAGGUUCAUGAAGAGAAACCAAAGGUCCGUAAAGAGAGAAUGGAGGUUCAUGAAGAGAAACCAAGGGUCCGUAAAGAGAGAAUGGAGGUUCAUGAAGAGAAACCAAAGGUCCGUAAAGAGAGAAUGAAGGUUCAUGAAGAGAAACCAAGGGUCCGCAAAGAGAGAAUGGAGAUUGAUGAAGAAAAACUAAAGGACCGCAAAGAGAGAACGGAGGACCGCAAAAACAAACCAGAGACCUCAAUGGGCACUCCCCGGCUUGUGUUCUUGUUUGAAUCUGAUAAAGACUCUGAUACAGAAGACCAGGAAAAGGAUCCAUCUAUAGGAAGCGACUUCUCUGACGUAGAAGAUAUGGGCAAGUUGGCCAAAUUUUCUCAGGAAGACGAGCCUCUCCCGGGCCUCCCCGUGGAAGGCACUCCAGCUGGGAUCUCAACACCCAGAAGUUACGUUAUGUAUCCUCGUCAAUUAUACAAUAACUCAUGGAGCGGUCAUAAAGACCUCUGGCCCACCAGUCCCUUGUACAAGCCCAGCUCAGAGCAAAACAAGUGGCGUCAAGACGUCCUCAACAAGAGCUGCGUUUCUGAGGUUUCCGUGAACCAUGACCCGUUCAGCGACAGCGAAAGCGAGUUUGAACCCAGACGGGACAGAUCGCGUUCCUUUGAUACAUCAUGGACGCCCGAUGACAAAACUAAAGCCACACGAAGAAUGUUGGAGAUCUUGCCCACCGAUGACUCCAACACGCCAAGGUUCCUGCGCGACGGCUUCAUAGACACUCACUGCCACCUGGACAUGCUCUUCUCACGGCUGCAGAAUUAUAAGCGCUCCUUCGCCGAUCUCCGCGAGCAGUACUUCUCCACUUUCCCCUCUGAGUUUCAGGGCUGCAUCACGGAUUACUGUGACCCCCGCACGUUAAAGAGACUUCCUUGGCGGCACGUGCUAAACGAGAACAUGGUCUGGGGGGCGUUCGGGUGUCACCCUCAUUUCGCGCAGUACUAUAACGACCAGCUACAGGAGGAGAUGAUGCAGGCUAUGCGGCACCCGAAAGCCAUCGCCUAUGGGGAGAUGGGCCUGGAUUACUCCCACAAAUGUUCCACGACCAUCCCGGACCAGCAUGCCGUUUUCGAGAAGCAGCUGAAGUUGGCCGUGCCCCUGGGGAAGCCUCUGGUCAUUCAUUGCCGAGACGCAGACGAGGAUCUGUUCAGGAUCAUGAAGAAGUGGGUUCCCCACGACUACAAGAUACAUCGACAUUGCUUUACUGGCAACUACAAAGACAUUGAACCCUUCCUGGAUGAGUUUCCAAACAUGUCUGUGGGCUUCACCGCCGUCCUGACGUACCCUUCAGCGGGAAAUGCGCGGGACGCCGUCUCCCGGAUCCCUCUGGACAAGCUGAUCGUAGAAACAGACGCUCCGUUCUUUGUACCAAGACAGGUACCCAAGAGCCUGUGUAAAUUUUCACACCCGGGCCUCGCCGUGCACACUGUUGAGGAAGUCGCCCGGCUCAAGAACUUACCCGUGGAAUCGGUCAUGGCAAAACUCCGAGAGAACACCUACCGGCUCUAUAAUAUAUAAGUGCCUUGUGAUCCAGGGAGGGGUUCCUUAAUGAAAGUUUUCCGUUUUUUGGGGAAAUUAAACCAGUUGGUGCCUUGUUUUAAAUGUGUUUGUUGAGAGUUCUGGACCAGUGUUUUGUUUACCACUUUUUAUUAUUAACGUCUAUUAAAAAAUAGAUUUAUUUUUUAUUUUA